AUGUCAUGGCAGUUUGCGACUUUAAUAUGUGUUUCACAUUUAUCAUGCCUGGUUGGGAGGGUAGUGCCCAUGAUAGUAGGAUUUUCAAGAGUGCAACACAGAAUCCUCAUUAUAGCUUUCCCCAUCCUCCUCAAGCGAGGGCAUCUCAAAUCAUAUCCUGAUACGAGAUAUCAUAUACCUGAUUUUGAACGAGCAAGUAAUGUUACAAGAAACAAAAAGGAGGUGUUCAACAAAAGACAUUCCUCUUUGCGAGGCGUCAUCGAGCGAACAUUUGGUGUUUGGAAGAAAAAAUGGGUGAUCUUACGUGAUAUGCCUCCUUACCCGUUUUCAAAGCACGUUCAAAUUGUGAUAGCAACGAUGACAAUACACAAUUAUAUUAGGCGGCACUCGUCGCGAUAUGACGUUGAUUUCCUCAAUGCUGAAGCAAAUCAACGGGAACUAGUUGAAGACCCAUCUGAAAACCAAAUGGGUAGUUCUAUGUUACGAGAUGACAACGAACAAUCAACCAUUUGCACUAAGGAAGGGGAAGGUGCAACUGAAAUGACGGCCAUUCGAGAACAAAUUACUAAUGCGUUGGUUAAUACGUGA
Phalaenopsis equestris is the source of this 588-nucleotide messenger RNA. RefSeq lists its product as uncharacterized. Bases 1 to 588 code for a protein of 195 amino acids. NCBI's taxonomy places the organism in Eukaryota, Viridiplantae, Streptophyta, Magnoliopsida, Asparagales, Orchidaceae. The transcript has 2 exons. The record is from RefSeq and is a predicted model, not a curated record.